Messenger RNA from Adineta steineri, 966 nucleotides. NCBI's taxonomy places the organism in Eukaryota, Metazoa, Rotifera, Eurotatoria, Adinetida, Adinetidae. The record is from the annotation of a GenBank genome assembly.
CAACUACAAACUGAUCAAAUGACAUUAAAUUAUCUUUCACCAUUAACUAGAAAUACAUCAAGUAUACAACAACGUUCAUCAUCAAUAAUUAAUUCAACUACAACGAAUCCUAAUCAAAAAGUACCAACAUCAAAUCCAUUAUUUUUUGAUCGAAUUCUUAUAAUGCAAGCUGAAAAAGCACAUAAUUUUAAAACAUAUUCAUUUAAAGGACCACAUUGGUGUGAUUAUUGUGCAAAUUUUCUUUGGGGUCUUGUUCAACAAGGUGUUAAAUGUGCUGAUUGUGGUUUUGAAGCACAUAAACGUUGUUCAGAAAAAGUACCACAAGAUUGUGUUCCACAAAUGAAAUAUCUUAAAUCAAUUUUUGGUGUUGAUUUAACAACUUUAAUUAAAGCAACAACACCAGCAUUAUCAGCUGCUUCAUUAACACCAAUUGUACUUGAAAAAUGUAUAAAUGAAAUAGAAUCACGUCCACAUGCACUUGAUACUGAAGGUUUAUAUCGAAUUGCUGGAUUUUCUGAUACAGUUGAAGAAAUCAAAUUAGCAUUUGAACGUGAUUGUGAUCAUGUUGAUUUAUCUCAAGAACGAUAUCCUGAUAUUCAUGCAAUAGCUUGUCUUCUAAAGUUAUAUUUACGACAAUUACCAAUUCCACUUGUUACUUUUGAUAUUCAUACACAAUUACUUGAAUUACGUCAAUCAUCUUUAUGUGUUACAACAAUUCGUCCUAUAAUUCGUCGUUUACCACCAGCUCAUUUUCAUACAUUAAGAUAUUUAUCUGAACAUCUUAAAAAUGUCUCUAAUCAUUCGACUCGUAAUCAAAUGACAAUUGAAAAUUUAUCUAUAGUCUUUGCACCAACAAUUAUGCGUUCAGAAAAUCCCGAUCCAAUGAUUGGAUUAAAAAAUUCGAAAUCUAUUCAACGUUUACUUGAAAUUAUUAUUGAACAAGCACAUGAUAUAUUUGCUCCUUAA